This is a messenger RNA of Lates calcarifer (barramundi perch), 2324 nucleotides long. Its product is annotated as BCL2/adenovirus E1B 19 kDa protein-interacting protein 2. The transcript is spliced from 14 exons. NCBI's taxonomy places the organism in Eukaryota, Metazoa, Chordata, Actinopteri, Centropomidae. Gene Ontology annotation, biological process: apoptotic process. The coding region runs from base 290 to 1600 and encodes 436 amino acids. Gene Ontology annotation, cellular component: cytoplasm. The record is from RefSeq and is a predicted model, not a curated record.
UACACAGAGAGGGAGAGACAGGUGAGGUGUAGAAAGAGACAGGUGAGGUGUAGAAAGAGACAGGUGAGGCAGAGAGAGACAGAGAGAAACAGGUGAGGUGUCAGAGUCCGCUCAUAAACCCAUAAAAAGCAGCAGUGAUGUCAUCAGGUGAGUCUCCAGGUGUGUAGCAGCAGCAGCAGCAGGUUUCUCAGUGAUCUGUUUGUCCUGAACCCGUCUCACCUGUCCUGUCUCACCUGACCUGGCUGCUGCAGCGUGUGAGCGUCGACCUGCGUACCUGCUGAACAACAACAUGGAGUCCAGAGAGGAGGAACAAGAGGACGACACUCACAGGUUAUUUCUGACUGAGGACACUGAGAACACCAACAGUAACAGUAUGACGACUGAUAUUACUGAUGUUACUGAUAUUACUGAUAUUACUGUAGCUGUCAGUAGUUGUCCAGCUGUCACAGAGACUCCUGCUGCUCCACACGAUGAUCAAACAGAGGAGGAGGAAAAAGGUGACCUGGUGACGGGAAACGGUGUUGCCAUGGCAGCGACAGGUGCUGAGUCAGCAGGUGUGUCAGUGUCAGCAGCUGACGGUGAACAGGUGUUUGAUUUCCAGCCAGGAGGAGCUGAGGUCGAGUCUCAGCAGGAAUCAUUGACUCCGACCGCAGACAGACCAGAUCCUCCCAACAGUCUGGCCUUAUCACGACCAACGAAGAAGAAAGUCCUGGUUGCUCCGGCUCUCAGUCUGUCUUUAGGUCGCAGCGAGUCGACCGUCUCUGACGACUUCCCCUCGGCCUUCCUCUCCCCCUCACCUGAAGAUGACGAUGACACGGGGCUUGACUUCGACCUGGACGCCAUGGAAACGCCCUCUGACACUGAGUCGCUGCCUUUCCCCAUCUACGACCUGGACCUGGAAGAUGACCUGCGGCGCCUCGGUGUGGCGUCCUACCGUCGCAGACCCCGCGGCUCCAGUCCCAGGUCCAGGUUUGACUCCAGGACCAGUUCUGUACCGGGGCCGGACCACAGCGGACUGGGAGUUCUGGAGAGGGAGGACAUGGUGGACGGUCAGGGCACCAGGUGGCGCUGUUUCUCCACAGGUGACCCGCCUCAGGAGACCCGGGUCAACAUGAGCGUCCUGGAGCCGUUUCUCCAGGUUCUAUCCCACGGAGGUUACUAUGGAGACGGCAUGAAUGACAUCAUCGUGUUUUCUUCCUGUUACCUGCCACAGAACAGUCUGGAGAAUUACCAGUAUGUGAUGGACAACCUGUUCAGGUAUGUGGUGGGAACUCUGGAUCUGAUGGUAGCAGAGAACUAUGUGAUGGUGUAUCUCUGUGCUGGAGGUCAGACAGACAAACUCCCAGGAAUCAGUUGGCUCAAAGAGUGUUACACCACCAUCGACAGGAGACUGAGGAAGAACCUGAAAGGUUUCUACGUGGUUCAUCCAACCUGGUACAUCAAGGCCCUCAUCACCAUCAUCAAACCCUUCAUCAGCUCUAAGUUCAGCAGGAAGCUCCAGUUCGUCAACAGUCUUCAGGAUCUUUCUCAUUUCAUCCCCACUGAGCACGUGCAGAUCCCAGACUGUGUCCGACAGUACGAUCAGAACCUGUCCAGGUGAGAUUCUGCUGGAGGAUUUCAUCCAGGUGGAGCAUCAGUGUCUUGCUCAGUGGCACUUGGUCAGUGUUUGAGGACUAACACCGACUGUAUCAGAGACCUGAAGAACAAAGUUGUCACGGAGCUGCUGUCGUCUUAGAAACAGUGUUAAUGUUCAUCCUGCUGUUAAACAACAGAAAUACAACAAACACAUUUUUAUUAAUUCAAUUUUUAUAAUUAAAAAAAGAAACAUUUCAAAGAUAAACUGAACGUUAAUGUGCAACAAGUCCACAAACGUUAUUAUAUAAACGUUAUUAUCUGAGCAUCAGACAGAUCUGAUGUUUUAUGUAUAUGAUAAGAAACUUUAAAACCGAACAAACCUUGUUUUCCUCCGCAGCUUCCUGUUGUUUGUGUCUCAUACGAAAACACAUAAUUUUUUAUUUUAUUUGUCGUUUUUACUCAUAAAGUUCAAAACAAAAGGUGAAAAGUGUCUUUUCUGUUUUUAAAACUUUUAAGUUAAGUUGAAUUAGAGCCUGUGUGCUUAUCUGUUGAAGGGAUUUUUCAGAACCUGGUGAAGGUUUUUUAACGUCUCCUUCUCGACGCUGCACUUUCAGUAUUUUCAGCAGGAGAUGAACCGUCGACCCAGCCUGGGUUAAUGCCUUGCUUCAGAACUGAAGAAUCAUUAGUUUUGGUCAAAGGUGAAAUGUUUUUGGUGCUGAAUGAAAUAAAAUGAUGAUGGUUCAUUGUUU